CUUUAUUUGAGUGUUAUGUAAUUGGGUGAGCAGCAUGUGUGUCUGCUGGGAGGAAAUUAAAAGCAACGGUCUCUGUGCGAUCUCUCUUUCCAGGCAAGCAGAGGAGCUGAGGGGUCUGCAGGCGGGGGUGAGAACUCAGACUUUACUUUGACUCUUCUCUUAUAUAAUCACGUGCAUGACUCUUUUAAAGGUUUACAAUCAAAGGACGGUUUCAUCGCAUACAUGCUGCAGAGAAAGUUCAGCAUGUUUUCACUGCGGUGCUGGUUGUAUUUGUGACACAUCUCAUGAUUAUUUUCGUAUUAAGGCUGUAAAUGACUCCGAACAGCGUGGUUAUAAUCACGUGUGACAAUUAAUGACAUUUUGUGCUCAAAUUUAAGACGCUUUCCUAUUUGAGUGUGAACGUAGUCCCGUGAAAGAGCUGUCAACUUCUCCAACUCCUCUGUACUUUUCAUUGGUCAACGCUGAAGGCAUGAACGAAUUUGGGGGCUUUGAUUGGUUUGUUUGUGCUCGCCAGGACAACAGGACCCGCCCCCUUCUGCCCAGGGUCACCGAACAGUCAAACAGACAGUCAGGAUUACAGAGCACUUUUUUAGGUUCACACUUACUGUGAUGAUAUGAUCUUUUAAUGCUGGCUGUGGACUCAUAAAAACAGAGUAGACAAACUAAAGACAGUUUUGAACAUUCACAACAGUAUUCUCUCCUGUCUAUGUCUGAUUAAAAAGUUAAAAUGCACAUGAAAACUAAUUCUGGCAGACAUUGUAGCUUGGCUGGUCUGUUAGAAAUACAAAAUCUGCACAGAUACACAAUUGGAACCUUCAACCUGUAUGUUGAAAUGACCAAAGAUCUGCCCACCCUGCUCUUUGGACCUAGUCUUACCACUGACUCUGAAAUGUUGACGUCAAGUGUGAGUGAGCUAAAGUAAUCUCUAUCACCACAAAGCUUUUUUCACAAAACUCCUGUACAUAUGCAAAUACAGCAGCACAGGCAGGCUGUGUCCUGUCUGGAUAUUGCUGAGCAUAUUUCGGUGUCAGUGAAAUGACUGAUGGUAGUGGUCUCUCUGAGCUGUAAAUGUGCUUUAGCCACAGAAGAGCUGGGACUAAAUUUCAGUUAUUCAAGGUUGCACACAUCAACUUGACUCAUGUGGGAGCCAGUUUAAAAACACGUGUUUUACUCAACAAAGAGUACCUUCAUUAUUUAAUAUGUGAUAUACUACUUAAUACUGUCAUGGCUUGAACUAAUCCCUAACAUAUUUCCAUGUUCUCCCGGUGUCCUCUCCAGAACACAUCGAGGUGUGAGGAUGAAGAUUGCUGUGAUUGGUCAGAGUCUGUUCGGCCAAGAGGUCUACAAGGAGCUGAGGAAGGAGGGCCACACUGUCGUAGGUGUCUUCACUAUUCCUGACAAGGAUGGCAAAGCUGACCCACUGGGUGAGGAAUUAACUGAAGUGGAAGAUUCAGACUUAUGCUGUCUCUGAACAGGACAUGAGUGUAGCACCAGUGGGACAGCUGUGACGGAGGGUGGGAACAACUUUUAGCACUCCCCUUGACGUCAAGCUAAAGAUGAAAGUGGUUGUUUCCAAGUCUUAAGGUUCAUUUUAUAUGGAGCAUUCACUGCUAAAUAAAGUAUAUUUGGGAUAAUCAUUAACCUCAAAUCUCAAGUUGAGAAGAAUAUUGGAUUUCUAUGUAACAUUAACCUUGUUAGCACAUGAGCUAACAUUAGCGUGGAAAUUGGUUUCAGUUCUCCUUUAAUGGUAACAGGCCACUAAUAUUAGAGCAUCCAAGGACUGAAUCAUCUUCAGUGUGUGUUUACUACAUGUUUUGGUUUCCUGUUAGUUUGGAGUAAAUGUAUGUCCAUCCAUACACAUAUGGGGGUCGGCUAGUCUGAGCCUGUUUAUUACUUAUUUAAGUAACACCUGGGGCCUGUUCUACGAAGCAGGAUUACUGCUUAGCGAGGUAACUUCGAGGGUAAAUUCGGGGUUUCCUGUUUUACGACGCGGGUUCACUUCUAAGCGGGGCGAGUCUCCAUGGCAACGUACGCUGAACGACUAACCUGCUCCAGGUUAGGUUCCAGAUUGAACUCACCGAGUAUAGAAACCCCGCCCACUGACCAAUAAGGUCUCUCGAAUAAUAGAAAAGCUGGAUCCACUUACGAGGUUGAUAACCAGCGUUGUAAGACCGUUUAGCGAGACCGCUGGCUAACGGGCUAAGUUGAUCAAGGGAGCUCCAAGGCUACCUCGCCAGGUUGAACUUGCUUCGUAGAAUAGGCCCCUGGACAGUGAGUGACCUCACAUCUUUGGACAGACCCUUCCCACCAUGUUAAAACCAACUUGCUGGCCAAGAUUUGAGGUUAUCGUGUCUAAAGGUAUUAUCUCUAAAGAUCCUACUGUUUGCAAAAAGAGUUUAAUGGUGUUAUAAAUCAACAUACAGAUUCACUGAACUCAAACAAACUUCAGGUAAUCAAAGUGAAUCAGUAACCAUUUAUUGAACCUGUCUUUGUCAAAGCUGUAAAUAAAUAAAAAUCCCAUUAAUGCUUUUUCAUGAUACUCACAAGCUAAAAAGAUCAUCAGGGACAAGAUUGACAAUAUGCAAAAACGCCCCUUUUGUAUGAUUUUCACAUAAAAUAAUUACAAUUAACAUUUGCAAAGUUAAAAGACCCUUCUUAGGCAAUUCGAGCACGAGGUAAGCAAGGACUGCUUUGUCUACAGGGGGCGCCAAAAUUGCCCCAACCCAACAGUAAUUUUUAUAUUUAGCUAGAGCUUCUUUUUGAAGUAGUCUUUUCAAGGGCAAACUGUGAGAGUUCAACUUUUAUUUUUCCUGCAGCUACUGAGGCAGAGAAAGACGGUGUCCCAGUCUUCAAGUUCCCCCGCUGGCGUGUUAAGGGUCAGGCCAUCCCAGAGGUGGUAGCUGAGUACAAAGCCACCGGUGCUGAGCUCAACGUUCUGCCUUUCUGCUCCCAAUUCAUCCCCAUGGAAGUUAUCGACCACCCCAAACACGGCUCCAUCAUCUACCACCCCUCCCUGCUGCCUCGCCACAGAGGGGCCUCCGCUAUCAACUGGUGAGUGACAAACACCAGAGAGGUGGAAACAUGGCAUCAAGCCCAGUCUCUCACCUGUCGUCUCUGACACUUACAGGACUCUGAUCCACGGGGACAAGAAGGGUGGGUUCACAGUGUUCUGGGCUGAUGACGGACUGGACACUGGACCAAUCCUGCUGCAGAGAGAGUGUGACGUUGAGCCCAAUGACACCGUCAACAGCAUCUACAAGAGGUUUCUGUUUCCUGAGGGAGUCAAAGGCACAGUGAGUGUUGAGAAAAUACUGCUGAUGUUCAAGCUAGUUGAUAGAAUCAAAGUAAGAGUAGGAAUGAAUAUCAGAAACAUCUAAUUUUUUUUAUAAUGUAUGUAAGGGACUGUCUUCAAACAUAUAUGCACACAUACAUACUAGGGCUGGGAGGUAUGGGAAAAAGUUUAUCAUGAUGUAUUUUUCUCAUAUCAGUUGAUAUUGAUAUAUAUCACGAUAUACAAAAAUCACUUGUUAAUCUUAAAUGUUACCUGUUGCUCUUAUAUGAAAUGAAAUAGUGCUUAUUGGUAGCAUGUCUUUUGCAGUACAGUAAGCUACUGCAUCUGUGAGGUCUUUGUGUCUCUUUGACAUUUUGUCGUAAGGCGUUGCGCUAGAGCAGUGGUUCUCAAGUCCAGUCCUCGAGGCCCCCCGUCCUGCAUGUUUUGGAUGUUUCCCUGCUCCAACACACCUGAUUUAAAUAAUUAGCUCUGUAAUGAAGCCAUUACAGAGCUUGAUAACGAGCUGAUCAUUUCAACAUGCAGGACAGUGGGCCUCGAGGACUGGACUUGAGAACCACUGCACUAGAGAAAGCAGACUGAAUGGUCAGCUGUUUCAGCUGCACAGGCGCCAUGGGCUCCUUGGCUGUGUCUGAAAUGGAUCCCUAACCCCUAUAUCGGUGACUACAUGGGGGUUAGCGCCAUUUUUGAGGGGUGUCUGAAACCUCAGUGAUCAAUUCCAGUGCCCAAUAUAGGUGACUCAAAAUUUCCCAUAAAGCAUUGCAAAAUGUAGUGACCAUCCGAUGGUCACUGAACUGUCAUGCAUUGCAUCUUGCCAUGUAGUGUCCGAAACCUCCUAUAAUUGAGUUCACUACACAGUUACUUAUAUAGUAAAACCGCAUAUGGGGGUCAGGGGUUAGGGAUUGAGUGAUUCAUUUUCGGACACAGCCCUUGCUCGGCUUGGGGUUUGUAAACUUUUGCAUUGUGCGUGCUCUGCCGCGUGGCACUGCCUCAGGUGCUGAAAAAGAUUUGAGGUAUUCCCGAUUUUUCGAAACACAUACUCGGCAUAAUUUGCAGUGCACGCUACGCUGCUUUAUGUCCAACCUCAAAAAAACAAAAUACCUCCACACCACCAACGUUCUUGUGUUAGUGUUGUGAACGAUGCCGUCAUCUGUUGAGCCUUCAUCUACAUUCAUUUUUUCUUUGAGUGCUAUGGUUGCGUGUAGCUGCAUCCUGCUACUACACAGUUGUUUGCUACUUGGUUCUAAUUCAGCACAUGAUUGGUUCAGUGCGAAGUGGACCUGGAGCAACUCCUCUUUUCAUUGGCUAUUUGUAUAGUCUACCAAAACAUGGCAGAAUGCUGGCUAUCGAAAAGCAUAUUGACCGUAUUUUAUACUGAUAUUGAGGGAAAUUAAUUUUCGAUACAUAUCGUUAUCGUUUUAUCGCCCAGCCCUAUGUGCAACAUUACAGUAAAUGACCAAAUUUGCUCAUGCACUACAGUCAGUGUUGCAUUUACAUCUUAAAUUUCCCUCUUGAAGACAAAGUUUAAGUUUCUGCUUAGCUUAACGAGAGGGGAGAAUAACAGAGCAAUGUGUUCUGAAGACUGAGGUUGGCUUUGGUUUGCCAGUCUCAGCAGUAAAGAAGCACUCACAAUGUUAUCUUUGAAACAGUGUUUGAAAACUGAUUUGACUGAAGAAAAGCCUCACUGAUAAUCACCUGUGAGCUCUGCAGGUUUGUUCAUGACCCCCAGGGUUUGUUUGUUUAGGUCUCUUUGGAGGGAAUGAACUUUUGGUCACUAUUUCUACUUGGACCUGCUUCGGUUACACUUUAACCACCAAUGUUUUGUAGUAAAGGUCACACGCUAUGAUUCAACAAGUUAUUAGAUGAGUCUGUCUUUCAGGUGAAUUUCUAAUGUAGGUAAAGAAAAAAAGCAAGGAACUAAAUGAUAGUCUCUGUGGUCUGUCUGCCUGCAGUCAGCUUCCUCUCUUUGGUUUUCCAUCAUUACAAACACACUUCACAGAUGUUGUCUUACACUGCAUCGCUCUGAUUCCAGGUGGACGCGGUGAGGCUGAUCGCAGAAGGAAAAGCCCCAAGGAUCACGCAGCCAGAGGAGGGAGCGACGUACGAGUGCAUUCAGAAAAAAGACAACUCAAAGGUAACAGAGAGGGACAUCCAGAGACGUUUAGUGGCCCUUCAUUACUUAGUGGGACACAUGAAGCAAGAAUCUGUAUUUUUUUACUGCAUGAUAUUUGCAUGUUCCAAUGACUGUAUUUCUUCUAAAGCCAUAAUAAGAUCAGAUUUCUUUGUCUGUGUAGAUUGACUGGAAUCAGACUGCCGAGGCCAUCCACAACUGGAUCAGAGGAAAUGACAAAGUCCCUGGUGCCUGGGCAGAUAUUGACGGACAGGUAUUAGCUCACUCUGUAUUUGCUAACAGCAGCUCUCUUUAAUAUGAGAUGAGAAAACUGUGUGUGAUAAUCGGGGAUUAGCAGCAGAGACCAAAAGAGUGACGUUGAGGAGUUAACUGCUGCUGUGACACAAGAACACACAGAGCAACCAUAGCUGCUGCUGAAUUCCUCUCAGUGUCGUGUUUUGGUUUUUGUCCCUCCUCCUGUAGAAGGUGACUUUCUUUGGCUCCAGCCUGGUGGACAAUGGCACAGCAGCAAAUGGUCAGCCCCUGGAAAUCCCCGGAGCCAGCAGACCCGGCAUCGUCACCAAGGCGGGGCUUGUGCUUUUUGGCAACGAUGGAAAGACGGUAAGUUAAGAGAAAUGAAAAGGGAGACUUCUCUGCCUCCUCACUAAGAUACAUCUUUAAUGAUAUUCUAAUAAAUGAUGGAAGGUGAAAAGUGUGCUAUUUAAGGAGCCUCUAAUAACUUAUUAACCUAACCACUCUUCAUAACGUCUCUGUCACAAUAAAUAUAUGUCUUGAAAGCCUAAAUUUUUAUUAAAAAUAAGGUAUAAAUCUACCCUGUGUAACUGAUGCAUGAAAGCAUGUGUCUGCAAACCGUUACAAAAGCAGUUUAGAGCUCCUGAUUUAGGCACCCAGGUCAUGUCCGUACAACACAAACGAGUCCCAACUGCACAAACCAGGAAACCUGAAAUCGAUCCUUCAUUUCCUAAAGCCUGUGUCGGAGUUAAAUAUUUCUCUGCUGUCCAAUUUUUUUUUACUUUUGUAGAAAAACAUGGAGGUUUGCUGUAAAAGGUAAAACAAAAUUUCAGAUUAGAUUUACGUUGUGGUCCUUUUCCUCAUGACUAUAUGUGAGCAGAGUUAAAAGUUGAUCCAGAAUAGUGGUGGGGGAGUUGAUGCCCCUUUGUUGCCCCUAUGCAAAAAAAAUGUCUCUAAGUGCCCCCUUGAAUCCUCUUUGUAGGGGAUGGGACAUGUAAAAUGCUCUCUCUAUUUCCCUGUCAGUAGAAAACAUGUAAAGAAGGCCCCCAGGUGCUGUUUUAGGACAGUGGAUGAAAUGUGGAGACGAGCCCUCUGAGAUAUCUUCUAAUGGAUACAGUGGCAGAAAGUGUCCGAGUGGUAAUCUAGCCCUAUCAUACUGUCGAUCUUUUGUUCUUUAGAAAACUCAAAGUUAGGCUACAUAAUCGAAAGUCUUGUUCACAGAAGUGCAAGAAAUCUAUGGUUAUGUAUAUGAGUGACGUGAAACCACAGCGUUAGAAAGAACAGGUUCACUCUUAUCAGAGUGCAUGACCUGCAUGACCCAGGAGAAACUCUGGGAGCAGAGUUUGGAGUCGCCUUUUUUUCCCUCUUCCUCAUCCAAAAAAGGGGCCGACGGUUCUCCUGCUCCUGUCACGCUGUAUAUAUCCGUCUACUGUAUGUUUCUUGGAAAGGAUGAACUUUAAAUGGGAAUUUCCCCUUGUGGGAUUAAUAAAGGAGUAUCUUAUCAGAAAAUCAGCCUCAUGCAGGAUGAAGCAUUCCUGCGUGACCCAGAAGGAGUGAGAAAUAAUGAAGACUAUUAUCAACAAUUACUGUGUUCAUUGUUUACAUUUUUAAUGUUUACAUAAAUGGUUUACAAUAAUUGUAUAACAUUUCUGAACAACGCAAAAGAAAAACACAACUGAGGUAUAUUCAUGUCUUUAUAUCUACUGUAUAUAUAAAUGUAUAAAACAGUGUAGAUCAGGUAACACAAUGACAAUAAUGUACCAUGGAUGUAUAAAGUGUAAUUAAUGAGAGUUCUUUAAAAGGAGUUUGAAGAGGUUGACAGUAACUGAGUGGAGUUACUAAGCUUCAUCAUCUCUAAUAAGGUUUGUUUUCAUGCCACUGAGGACGGUCCUCGUCGUGAGUGAACAGAGGUGCAAACAUGGAGGAAAUCUUAGUAUGUUAGGGGUCCAUCAUUUCAGAGAGAUAGGACUGAUAAUCCCCUCAGACACAGCUGUUCCUACAAGAACUCAGACCAUGGUGUCACAUAAGCUCUGCACUUGUGCGGUUCAGACAGAGCUCCAUUGUGUCCUUUUGUUAGUCUUAAUGUUGUUCUGUGUCUGUAGCGCCAGCUGAUAAAGUCCGUGUCAGCUUCCUGUUCAGAUUGUAAUGAUGUGUGUUUCUGUUUUAAUCAGACAGAUCCUUCAUUUAAUUAGUGUUUUGAGAGAAAGCUUACAUGUGAGUGUUAGAUGAGAAAAACAAUACAUUAGUCAAAACUUAGUGUUUAAGUUUGGCUGCUUGUCGGCCUGGUGGUCUAAGCCUUCACCCCAUACUCAGAGGCUACAGUCUGGUUACAGCAGUCUAGUUCAACUGCGGGACACCCCAAACUCUCUCCUCUUUAUGUCGUCUGUCUCCCUGCAGCUGUCACAAAAACAAAAUGGCUAAAAAAAAUACUUGAAUGGAUGUUGUGUGUAUGUUUUGGGUAUUCUGGUGUAAAUUUAAGUUGUGGUCAAACACACCAUACCACCAAACUAGACACCUCUUUGAGAGAUGAAUGUUGCCGACUGCUUGCUGAUACCAACUUUAUUGCAACCACACGAUAGCAAAGCACAGCGGUCUACGUCUCCACGUGCAAACCUCAACCAAAAAGCCACUCUAUAGCCACAAAUAAUGCUCAGAACAGCACCUAACUUCAUCAACAGUACAUACAGGGUCCCAGUCAUAGUAGUAGCCAUCAAACAUCUUUGUGGUCGUUACUAAAGUUGGUAUAACUGAAGAAGCAAGCAGUCGGCUACAUUCAUCUCUCGAGGGGGUGUCUAACUGGGUGUUACGGUGUGUUUUACCAUAACUUAAAUUUACGCCAGAAUAUCCCUUUAAGUCAGUAAACUGUUAGUCACUCAGCAGAGAGACAACAGUUAACAGCUUGUCUGGCUCUGUACAGAGCUCAAAAACACCUGUACAGCACUCUCUUAAAGUCAAGCUAUUAAGUAGAUAUCCUCCUGACACCCAAGAGUUCAGACCUCAGGAAAAGCCUGUGUGCAGCUUCAAAAAAUACAAUAUGAAUGCAUCUACAACCCAUAUUUCAAAGGAGUUGGGACACUGUGUAAAAAUGUUUCACAAAUCAUGUCAACCCAAUAUUUCACUGAAAAUAGCACAGAAACAAAGAUGUUAUUGUUAAGGAAAAAAGUCUUAGCUCAUGUGAAGUUUGAUGAUUUUCAAAAGGACAGAUUGAGGCCUGAUUUCCGUUGUUGGAGCCAGUCGUCCAGACCUCAGUCCACCUUCAGUGGCCCCAGGCCUAGAAAGGUUGCCCACAUUUCUGGAUCAUGUUUCUCUCUGCUUUCCUCUCGGCAUGGUUCAGUAUUAACCUCGUUCAUGGAUGCGGUGAUGAACUGUAUUCCCAGACAAUGUUUUUUGGAGGUGAAUCCAUGCGGUGUUUUCCACUGCAGAGUCCUGUCUGUUUCUCCACAUCCUCUGAAUCUUUUGACAUUUUAUACGGUAAAUGAUAAAAUCUCCAAAUUCCUUAAAAAUGUUGUGCUGAAAAAAAACAUUCUAAAGCGGUUGACCUGAUUUUGCAUUAUUUUCAGUUCCUAACAGGGUUGAAAUGAUCUCAUAGGGUCAGCUGUCUCCCUCUUUGUCUUUAUGCUAAAGUUACUUCAGCUCCAUACGACAGUCUCUCAUCUAACUUUAGUGGUGAUAUAUCCCUUAGAAACUGUUGGGUAAGGCUGAUGUUGGCCCAUUCUUGUGGAAAAGGGUUUGAAGUUUAGGGUUGAUCUUCAAAGAGGAGUGUGUGCCUACGUGUGUUUGUGCGUACAUGGUUUUGUGUGUGUGCGUUUAAGUAGUACGAUGGAUGAGUUUCACAGUUCACUAUUGCAAGUUGAAAAAACUGGUUCUCGCAGAUGUGUAGACCUAUUUUCUCCUCGUGUUUCUGAAUAUGUGCACCGAGUUUUAAACGGGACUUUGACUUGUGGACAGUUUGACACCGUGAACUUUCCUCAUGUGUCUCUUCAUCAGCAGCCUCUCAGUGAACAACUCCUCGCAUUCAUCACAUUUGUACGGUCUCUCCUCUUUAUGUUUGGCCAAAACGUGUUUCCUCAGAGUGGAUCCUCUGUUGAAGGAUUUGUCACAGAUAUGACAGCUAAAAGGCUUUUCUCCUGUGUGGGUUCUUAUGUGUUCAGUCAUGUGUCCCUUCAGUUUGAAACACUUCCCACAGAAGUGGCAGCUGUACGGUCUCUCUCCUGUGUGGACUCUCAUGUGGUUUUGCAGAUUGCUCUGACAGGGUAUGUGUUUGCCACAAAUAUGACAGUCAAAGUUCCCUUUGCUCUCCUGUGCCUUGCUUUCGUGUGUUUUGAGGUGCCAUGUCAGCACAGUUUUUUUGGUGAAUAUAAGGUUGCAUAUGUGGCAUCGGUACAGGGUGGUGCUUGUUUUCUCCUCUGACUGCUCUGGGUCCUCUUCAGGGGUUUGCUCUUGCUCUUGCUCCUGCUCCUGCUCCUGCUCCCGGCUCUCCUCUGCUGCUCUACAGUCUUCUAACUGCUGCACCGUUUUGAUAAGUUCUUUGGUCAGCGAGUCUCCGUCAUCGCUGUCCUCCACUGACAGCUGCUCCUCAUUCCCAUUGAUCCACAGUUCCUCCUUCUGUUCCUCCUCUUCCUCCUUAACCUGGGAGGGUCCGGGCUCAUCCUCACACAAACUGCGACUCCACUCCUGCUGUUUAGGGGGAGUGUCCUCUGUGGGUGUAGGUGCAGUCGGCGGUUUGGCAUCUGCAAGGAUAAACAUAGAAAUGUGUAACACUUGCAGGACAUGACGUAGUAAUAAGCACCAAAAUAUUGAUCCACACCCAUCAGAGUUUUUACCUUUGAGAAAAGUUUGGAGCAGCUGCCUCAAAGCCACAUCAACUUCAAGAAGGGACAGAUCAGGCAAUAGUGUAAAAGUGGUCUACGCUACUGAGACUAUGCAAAAGUGACACAACAGUCAAAGACCGUGACCAUAUAGGUGGAAAUUUAAGAGACUGUUUCAGAGUUUGGUCUAGACCUGCUCUUUAAGAAAGCCUCCGAAAGUAACAAUUGUUGUGGUCUGGCGCUAUAAAAUUAAAAAUUGACUGAUUGAGAGCCAUGAUGGUAAAACCAGAACAUUCUCUGUGCUUUGCCUAUGUUAGUGUGGGAAUAGUUGAGCCAAGUGCCAACAGGGGGAAUUAUGGGAAGUAAAUCUGAAGUUAUUUUCUGUAUCUGUUCAAAAGGCCGAUGUCAAGAACUUCAUGUGAUUUAUAUGGUGGUGCGGUAUAUUUAGGAUGAAAAUGUUCAUUUUUAGAUUAUUGCCGUCAUGGAAACUCUACCAACGGUUAAUAAUCAGGGACUGUGCAACAGUAAAUGACGUUACACCUGAGUUGACGGCAAUCCAGUAAACAAGUCGGAAAACCAAGAUGGACGCUGUUAGCCGUUGUCAGCUGUUGUUCGCUAUACCAGUUGUAAACAAAUCAUAACACAGUAGUUUUCUCUUACUAACACCAUAGCGCCUUGUUCACAGUUAGAUGUUGGGCAGUACAACAGAAGUGCUAAUAAAUUCUUUCACUGUUCUUUCACUGUUACUCUUUACUGUUGAUGCCCUGCACUGCCAUCUUAGAUUAUGACAUCAUCAAGUCAGGGUUGGCGAGGAUCGUUCAACUUUCAGAGUGGGAAAUCAGACUUCAGGGGGGCGCUCCAGAUGAAUUUCCAACUCAGAGCUUGGAAAUCCAAACUUCCGAGUAAAAAUGGAAUGCACCAUUACUUACACGUAGGUAGCCCAGUGAUGAGCGUUAUAAUGAAAAGUAAGAUGGUGGUUUAGUAGAGUAGGGUCCCUGCACAGUCACUUAACCCGGACCCUCUAGGGUGAAAUAAGAGUCACCACGAGAGGUUUGAAACUCUUUUAUAGUUAGUGUAAGUGUCUUCACUCUGCUCACUGAUUAACUGUUUGUAGCUGUUUUUACCCCGCUGAUUGCCUCCAAUCACAUGAUGGAAAAAAGUCAAGCAGUAAUUGCAUGUCCUGUUUUUAUUGACACUGCACUUAUCAUAACAGCACAUCACAGGAAUACACAGCAAGGACAAACAAGUUUAAGUCUGAAAUGAUUUCAGGGCAGACUUAAGUGCAACUUCCAGUAACUGAGUUGAUAAAACAUUGCACAACAAAUCCUAAACACAACAACUUAAAGCCCUUUCAUGCACUGAAUCUGCAUGUAUAACUACAAACACAUGAUCAAGUCCAGAAAUUAUUUCACUACUUCCAAGUGCGCUUUCUUACUCAUUAUCUCAUCUGAUGCAUUAACAGUGCAAGAGGACGUAUUAGUGCCAUCGGUCAUAGCUGCUUCUUUGGGAAGCAAAUCCAUUCAACGAACCAUCACAAAAAUUAACCAUAAAUUAAAAAAAGACUUCUACCCCAUGUCUCACACGGGGUAGGUGACAUCAUGGACUGCCCUCAAGUGUCGUUUCAGCAGAACGAGCAGAGGGAAGCACUGGCUGCACUGCAUGCACUUGAAGGCAUUGUUCUCCAUGUGUUUGUUCCUGGCAUGUUUGCUCAUGGUGGAGGACCUGUUGAAGCUCUGGCCACAGAUGUAGCAGGUGUAAGGCCUUUCUCCAGUGUGAGUCCUGAUAUGCUCCUUUAUGUGACUUUUCAUUUUGUAUCUGUUGCCACAGAUGGGGCAGGCGUAGGGUUUCUCUGUGGUGUGUGAUCUCAUGUGGAUCAUCAUGUGACUCCUGCUGUAUGUGGUUUUGGCACACAGAGAACAGGUGAAUGUCUUGUUCCCGAACUUUGGUGAAAGUAACGAAGAAUGACUUGCGAGGUGACACUUGAGCUCGAUCUUUUUCUCAAAAGGCUUGCAGCAGAUGUUACAGAAAAACAGGUUUCUCUUCUGCGUGUACGCUGUAGACACUUCAAAAGAUGGCAAUGGCUGUUCCUCAUCUGGCAAUUCAUAAUCUAAAUGCUCCCCCACUGUCACGACACGCGUUAAGGCAUCCAGGUCUGCGUAGUCACUGUGCUCUCCGACCAUUAGAGAUCGUGUUGUGUCAUCUUGCAUUUCAUUUUCUUCAUGCUCCCCAAUUUUGACCACAUGAGUCAGUGAGUCUGUAAUGCUGCAGGAUGGUGGACAUACAGGUGUCUCCCCACGCCUGGACCAAGGUUCAGUGUGCUCUUCUUUUAAGGGCAGGGUGUCUGGCUCCUCCCUGGGAACACAAUCUCUCUGUAUCUGCUGCUCCUGAGCACAAACCUCCUGUGUAGGACUUGGACUCGGAGUGGUCAAAUCAAUCUGCCUUGCAUCUGUAACAGUGGAUAGGAGAAUGUUUUUGGUAGCAGCUUGAAAAAUAACUUCUUAGGUCACACAUGAACUAGACUUUGGGAAACUUGAAUGAUCCCCAGCGGUGACGCAUGUCUUAACAGCAGCAGAGAAAUCCAAAGCAAGUUAUGGCUUGAGAGUAGCGAGUUGAGGCGUGAAUAAACCAUGAACAAAAGGCUUUUUUGAGUGUGUUAGACAGAGGAAUAAAUAAAGAUCUGGAACACACUGACUGGCUGGACUGAACAUUCAUAAUACUGUAUGUUGGUGAUCUAGUAAUGAGACAGAAAGGAAUAAUUCACCUAGACAAAGUUGUAUGAUUAGUGGCAUAUCCAGAAACUUCGAUUCUGUGUACAUGUAAGGUUUUCUGUAAUCAGGAAAAAAAACAAACAAAAAAAAAUGUAAAUAUAAACUUGAUACUUAGAAAAGUAAGAGAACCAUGAAUUUGACCGGGUGGUGGCGAUCUCUGUGGCCAGGGAAGGGUGCACGAUGGGUGGCCACACACCUCCAGAGCAUCCCCCUUGAUACUUUGAAAAGUCAGAGAACCAUAAUUUUGGCCGGGUGGCGGCGCUCUCUGUGGCCCAAAAGGUCUCACCGUGCUGGGCAGUAGCUCUGGCGAAUGCCUCAGAAUUAGCUCUGGAGCCUCCUGCUAGCUAGCCUGUCACAUCGCCAGCUUGUUUCUGAAUCGAUCGGUAGUUUGAAUAAAGUUUUUAAGGUGAAGUAUUGUACUUGCGAAGUACGGAUUGGGUAGGUAGUGAGUCACUGCCAUAAAAUACAUUGAAAUGCCAAGAGAGGAAGUGAUGUGCGUUGAGCACAUGCGCAGUGCAAAUCAGGUUUUCGGGAUGGAUAAGGUAGUGAUAUGUACCUCUCUUGAAACAAUUCUGUGACACGCAGUGUAACUCUUCUAUGGCGCCUGCGCGUGUCCGGCCAAAACAACCUUCAUAGGCGUGCUCUGUACUCUUCUUCUGGAAGAGUCUUCCUUGGCAGCGUUACAGCGCCACUUACUGGCUUGGAAUAUACACUACAUCAUUUUCAAUGGUCUCAUUUUUAGAGAUGAUAGAAAAACUUUUUAUUUUUAAAGUGAAGUUUGGUGAAGGUGUCACCGAAGAAAAUAUUGAAAUCGACAAUUGAGUUUUCAGAGGAAAAAACCUCGAUUUUAUUUUCAGCCAAAAUUGUGCAGCCUUGAUUCAUAUUCACAAUGAUUUGAGGGUCAGUGGAUCUUACUCUCCUUUACGCCACUGAUGCGACUUUCUACAUCAUUCCCAUCAUGCUUUUCUGCAACAAACUUGUAAGUUAUGGACCUGGCACUCCACUCGGUCUUAGCUUAAAUAACACCAGGAAGAAUCACGGUGAAAGUACACAGAUCAUGACUUAGUUAAGAUAAGUGGCGUCAAAUUACUUUCUUGAAAGAAGUGCAUGAACUUUACAACAACAACAACAAAAUUAUUUUUAUUAAAGCUUUUCAUAAUCAGCUUAUUCACAGACUUUGCAUGCACCCACAGAUAUUAUGUAAGCAUAGAUUGGCAUGUUGUAGUGGGGUAUAAAGUGGCAGAGUGACAGAAAUGCACUUUAUUUUUUUAUUAGAUGGGUUGUAAUUAAAGUGAAACAAGCCAAAUAAAAACACACAAACUCCCCUGCUGAAAAAAAAUGUGCAGUCUCUCUCUGCAGAUGCUCAGAGUGUAAAACAAAGUUACUCAAAAGGUUGUACGGCUCAUUUGCAUACUGGACGUGUGACUCAGUGAGGUUGGCUUGAGCUAUGACAGAGGAGCACAGUGUUAAAUAUUUCAGCCAGGCCCAGAAUUCAGCAGCCUGACUGUACUUAUGAGAAGAAGAGAAACCUGCAAUAAUCAGCAAAAAAUCACAGCUGGAUACUUUGACUAGAACAAAUGCUCCAUAGAAGCUCUCUUUUUCCUACUGUUCGGCUAAUGAGUCAUAUUUAAGGUGACUCAACUUCAUUCCAGUAAAGGUGGCUAUGGUAAUCCAGACCCUGAGGUACAUGAUGAUAAUGAAAUAGUUAAUACAUGAACAUGACCUUUUUAAAUUACCACAGAUAUGCCUGUGGUAUCACAGGCACAGCUUUUUAUGCCCCUGCACAGAUACUGGUUGCCACUUUCCCACCUAUCUAAACUUUGUGGUUGAGAAGUUUACUUCAUCAGCUUGGGGUAUCGUUGAUAGAAUGUCAGUUUUACUCUUUACUCACUGAGUGUGUUUACAUGCACAGUUUAAUCGGACUAAGCUCAUAAUUUUUUUUUUUUUCUCUGAAUCGGACUUCUCUCCUUGUCCGCGUGUAUGCAGCUGAGAAAAUCAAAUUAUUGACAUGUCCUCCAUCCCAAAACUAGGGGGCGAUAUGAGUCUUUUCAGUGGCGCUGUUUUCGGUUGACCUCAUACAACUGUCAACAACAACAGCAGGUCCGUGUCAGACGUCAGAAGUAGCUACAACUGCCGCUGAGCAUUUUCGAGCAAGAAGAUGGAGCAUAGGACAACGUUGUUUUUGUCGUAUAUGAUGUAUGCGAUACUUUUUCUGCAAAUGAGGUGCACGCUACUCCUCGUGCUACUUCUUCUCUGGUGUUUUUGUUCCAGGGUUGCACAUGCAUUGUCCAAUCAUACUUUGACGACCCUGGUUACAUGGUAGAGAAAAUCGAAUCCAAUUGCAUUAUCUGGGUGUCUUAACUGGAGUUCUCUGACUUAAAUUGGAGUUCUCAAACUCCGAUUAUAGUCGGACUAAGGUGUUGACAUGAACCUCCGUUGUCAAAUCUUAAUCAGAAUAAGGCAAUAAUUCAGUUUUCUUGAGUGUCAGGUAAACAUACUGACGUCAAAUCUGCAGUAAACUUCAACAACGUCACAUGAGAGGGACUGAUGUUGUACUGAAUAUCUUAAAAACUGAACCAGACGCCUCAGACCAAAGACAGAUCAGCAGAUACUGAGACACUGCGUUUAAAGAAGUUAUACAGCCUACAUUAAUGAGUCAAAACUUAGAAGAAAAAUAUGUUUUUCUUUGCUUAUUCUGACUUACCUUCAACAACUAAAUCCAGUGCAGAACUUGAUAAACUCAAUUCAAAGUUUAUUCAAAUUCUAUUCAAACUGGAUGAUUGCCAAGCAACCAGGGCAUUCUUCUGAACCCUGUGGAUGUCUAAUCUUUAUUGACUGUAUACUAAGAGACAGAGAAAUGCCAGUUUGAAGGUCACUUUUGUGGCCUGUAUGGAUUUGGGGUCUCAGCUCAGACAAUGGUCUGCUGUAAUGUUCAUUGACACACCAGGCCCAGGUGGAGGUCCUAAUUAUGUUAAACUGUUUAUCCCUCUGUGAUCCAACAGGAGCUGAAAGUUCGUCCACUAUUUAAUGUUACACAUACACUUAGACAUAUUUUAUAAGUAUCAAGACAUAAAUGGAAUUAAACUUGUAAUAAAAAUAUUAAGAAAUUAAAUACAUCUUAAACACAGAUAAUAUAUUUGUCUUACUAAGCUGAAUAAUAACAACAACACGUCUAAUAGUGAUAUUAAUACUCCUCAGUCUUAAUUUAGAGGUUCACCGGAAGUGUCGUGAUGGUCUUGAGCUUCCUGUCGUUAGCCUUAAAACAGUUGCUAUCUCCUUCUGCUAACGCCGCUUGUCUCUUCGCGUUAAACGGUCUGCUCACUGCAAACACUCUCUGUGUGCCAGCCUCGUAAUAUUGUCAGACAAAUGACGGUAGACAAGGUGCUGUUAGUUUGGUGAGGCACAUACCUGCCCUGUGCAAUCGUAUCUCAGGUUUGUAGACCAAAUCCAGGAGCCGCUGUAACCGCUGGUUCUCCAGUUUGGUUCGGUAGACCUCGUCCUGGUAGUCUAUUAUCGUUUUCUCCACGAACCCGUAGAUGUCUACGGCUGCUGCUGUUAAUCUCUCCGUCAGGAAGACGUUGAAUGACUGAAGCGUCGCGUUAGCCAUCGUGCUGCCAGCUGUCAGCCCGCAGUCUGACUGAGAAGAAAUGAAGCAGCAGCAGCCAAGGAAACACGGUUCAUCUGAGCCACACCACCACCCAGUGGACGGGGCUGUGUAUAACUACUCUGUUAUAAACACCCUAACACAGUGGUUCUUAAACUCUUUCUGCAAGGCCCCCCUUUGGCAGAUAAAAACUGUCUCAGGGUUCCCCUACACCUCACUGAACACAUCAACAUGUAAAUGAAAAAUAUGUGAAUGUAUAAAAAACCACACCGUCUGUCACAAACUGCUAUUGUUUUUCCAAUUUACCUCAAUGAAACGUCAAACUUUUGACCCAGAAACGUCUUUAAAAUGUAUUCUUUCAGCCCUGAAAUAAGUCAGUGGCUACAGUGGGCUUGUUUAGUGCCACAGAUCUUCCCCAGUCUGGGAUGCAGCUGUGAGACUGCCACUCUCAGUUCAUUUUCAAUGUCCAGUUUUGAUCGGUACUUGGUCUUGAUGGACAAGACUGCAGAAAAACCUGCCUCACUCAGUUAGGAUUUGGCAAAAAGGAGGAGAAUAGUCAAGGCUCUCCUGCCCAGCAGACCUCUCCCAGUGCAGUCCCUUUGUUACCCAUUGUUGUAUCUGUGAAGCCAAAGGCGAGAUAUGAAUCAUCAUAUUUUCUUGACUCUUUUUUAGUAUCUUCUGUUGUAGUGUCGUUGUUGCCCUUGUGUUUCCCUGAAGGUCCGCUGACGUUUGCCAUGACUUUUUAUGGUGUCAUGACCUUGUGUACUAAAUCUGUCUGUUUUGACAAUGUGCACUGUAUUUAUUUAGCACGGGGCAUGACCCACUUUAGGAACCACCGCCCCAAGAGAACCCAAAUAACAUGACCAUUAUCAACAUUAUGUAAGAAGUACAGCAUCUUCUUUUUUAUUCUUACUUAAGCAUUAACGAUGUAAAAAAUCUCAAAGUAAAUAACAAGAACAUGUAAGAAGUAAAAAGUCAAUUAUCAGUUCGUACUGAACUAUGAUGUUAAGAAGUCCUUAAAGUAACUUUGGCAUGGUGUCAGAUAAGCUGAUGUGUUCACUUUUAUUGACAUCAUCUAACACUAAAUCACACCCUGCUACAUGUUACUUAUUCAAGAGUUUGUUCGACCGGGAAACACUUUCAUAUUUUCAGAGUUUGUCCUGAUUUCUUGCUGUUUUUCUCUGCAGCUGCUGGUGAAGAACCUUCAGUUUGAGGAUGGAAAGAUGAUCGCUGCAGCUCAGUACUUCAAAGCAGGAAGCAGUGCUGCUGUGGAGCUCACAGAGGAGGAGAAAACAUUUGCCGAACAGAUGAGGGUAGGUCUCUCUCUACUUUUAGAUCUUCAGGGAAACUGUUGACAUAAUGUUAAAAUGAUCUAAGCCUCUUCAGGAAAACUGUUGAAAUAAUGUUAAAAUGCUCUAUGCUGCUUUACAGGCAGUCUGGCAGAGUAUUCUGACUAAUGUCAGUCAGAUUGAAGACUCCACUGAUUUCUUCAAGUCUGGUGCUGCUUCUAUGGAUGUAGUUAGGUACGUAAAGAAGCUAAAAGAUCUUUGAAGAGAAGUUAUUCAACUGGUCCAAUAUAUAAAGUGUAUUUUGGAGACUUGACUAUCUGCAACUAGCUCAGUAUUACAAAAUGCAAUUAAAAAUACCAAUGAUUACUUUUCCUAUUUAUUUUGCACAUCAAAAAAAUUCUGAAAAUCAGAGAGCUUAUCUGAAGUCUCAAAUUAGUGUUUAAAAAUCACACAUUAAAAAGCAUCAAACUGAAUUACAAAACAGUUGUCAUAAUUAAUGGUAAGAACACAAUGUCUUUGAUGACAUAAAGUUGCAACAACAAUCAAGCCAACAAUGUCAAGACUGAGAUAAAAUAAAACCUGUAGAUCAGCCUGUGGGUGAGCAGCAUUUUUCAACCAUAUUAACACCACAGGGAUGAUAUUACAUUACACUUGGAGGUGAUUAAACAACUGUUAUCACAAUUUUCCCAUACAAAAUACAAAAUCACUACAGUCAGUGCACUAAAAAGUUCCUUUUUAGUACAGACAUUUUCUGCAUUGUGUAACAAUAAGUGUUAUCAAUGGAAAAAAAAUCCACUGAACUUGGGUUAUCAUAGUAACCAGAGUUUGUGGGCUUGAAGGACAAAUGCUUUAAUUUUGUCCACCUGAAGUCUACAUAGUAAUAAUGUAUUUCAACUGCAAAAGUUGCCCAACUUUUUCAGGAUAUCACUUCCCCCUACAUCCGUUUUUUAGUGAAAUACUUAAAGGUGCAGUGUGUAGAAAUGGGAAUAUUCAGUCAUAUCUAACAUUGAAACGCUCCCUUGCUCACCCCUCCUGUCAGUGAAGCAAAGUCAGCUUUCAAAGACAAGAGUUUUCUGUGAUGCAUGAACAUAAUUCUCCAUUGCUCGACUUCGCUACCAAGAGCAGUCUCAAUGGACGGGAACCCUAACCCCUCUAUAGAUAUAAAAGGCUCAUUCUUUGUUUUUUAUAUUUGAGUUAUUAUUAUCUUAUCUGAACACAUGGCAUUAGAGGCUGGGUCAUAUUUGACCUUAUUUAAAAAGACUGACUAAUGCUCAAGCUCCUUUGAUUUGUAAUAUUCUCCUGACUCUUCUCAACAACAGUCUUAGAUGGCUCCUCUCUCUUUGCUGCAGGAUGGAGAGAUUCAAAAGAUUGUUUGUACUCACAGCCAUCAGAUUUCUUAAUCCAUCUAUAGAUAGUAGAUGAGAUGAGACUCCAGACAAUCAAAAUUCCCUUUUGGGAGCAAUAAAGUCCAUAUAAUAUAUUGUAUUGUAUGGUAUUCUUCUGUCUCUGUCUGCAGGCUUGUGGAGGAGGUCAAGCUCCGAGCGAGUAGCUGCCAGCUGCAGAACGAGGACGUCUACAUGAACACCACUUUCCAGGAUUUCAUCCAGAUGUGUGUCAGAAAACUCAGAGGGGAGGAUGAUGAAGAGGAGCUGGUUGUUGACUAUGUGAGUGUGUUUCACUCUGUGGUUACAAAGAACUGUGCUGGUAACAUGCUGACUCUUGUCUUGUGCGCUGUUUGACUCCUAAGGUGGAGAAGAACAUUAACAACAUGACCAUCAAGAUGCCCCAUCAGCUCUUCAUUAAUGGAGAGUUUGUUGAUGCCGAAGGAGGGAAGACGUACAAAACCAUCAACCCCAAUGACGGGACGGUGAGGACAAAAGACAGACAGAGACAAAAUAAACACUAACGCACGACCAAUAAGUAGGAAUUCAGAUUAAACGAUGGGUACCAAAGUGAGUCACAUUAGGAGGCAUUGUCAGUAUGACAGUAAAAGUUUGGUCUCUGGCAGACUUCUUCAAACUGCCACAAAUCAUAUAUUCAAAUCAAGUUCAGUACCUUUAGUUUUUAACUGUCCAUGAGUGUCCUCUCCCUAAAAACUAUGUUUCAAAAACUCAAGUUAACAAAAAACAGAAGAGCAAGGUUGAGAAAUUAUAGUUUGAGGUGGUUAAAAUAUGAAAUGAUUAUUAUUCAUGUGCCAUUUCUAGAUCUAUUUUAAGCUUUGAAGGCACCACGACUGCACCGCCUCGUUUAACAUGACUGUCUUUGUUGUAAUAAUCAUUUACAACUUGAUUAUGUCUAUUCCUGUAUUUCAAUAUUGAGCUGAGAUAAACCUUUAUUUAUCCCACGGUGGGUAAAUUUGCAUUGUUACAGCAACAAAGGAUCAGCAGAGCAAACAGAGGAAGAAUAAGUACACUCAUCAUGCACACAGAGCACAGAUGUACAGAUGUACAGAUGUACAGAAAAAAAAUUACAAAUUAUGAAUAAAGAUUUUCUUAAAAAUGAAAGGAAAGCUAAAAAAGACUUCUGGUAAAAGUGACACCCACCUCAGUUUGUUUUAUCCAAACACAUGUAGCUAUCAAUACAGAUAAUGACAUCUCUGCACAGCCAUCAUAGUAAACUCUGUCUUUUCUUAAACUUAAUCUUUAUAUUUUCAAAUCCAAAUGACCCAAAUGUUCUUUCUGGGCCUGGAGAAAACUCGUGUUUAGUGGUAGCAUCUACAAAAAGUUGUCAAGGUUACAGCCUUUGCAAUGGGGGUUGUCAGCUGGUCCCAAUAUUAGGCCAACAUUAUGCAGAUAUUACUGGCUUGAACAGUAAAAUACAGUAGAUAAAUAAUUGUUCUCUCUGGCUGCCUAAUGUGAAUAUGUCUCUGUCUUUCUUGCAGGCCAUUUGUGAAGUGUCUCUGGCCCAGAUAAGCGAUGUGGACAAGGCUGUGGCUGCUGCUAAAGAGGCUUUUGAAGAGGGAGAGUGGGGCAAGAUGAACCCUAGAGACAGAGGCCGGCUGAUCUACAAGUCAGUGCACUUGUCCUUCAUUUGAACAUAUUGGUUUAGGAAUAAGCCAUAAUAAGAAUAAUAGAUAAGGGGAAUCAAAAUCACAGCUGAUGCGUUGGCAGUGUUUUGAUUUAAGCUUAAGGACAAGACUCUUUGAAGAGUAUUUGGUCAAACUGGCAGAGGAUCUUUGAUGAUUUAUUAAGUCAGCUCUGGGCCCUGUAUCUUCUGUACUCACUUCCACUCAGGCUGGCUGACCUGAUGGAGGAGCACCAAGAGGAGCUGGCCACGAUCGAGGCCAUCGACUCCGGAGCCGUGUACACCCUGGCCUUGAAGACUCAUGUGGGCAUGUCGAUCCAGACUUUCCGCUACUUUGCUGGCUGGUGUGACAAGAUCCAAGUAUGAAAGUCUUGUCUAUAACCCAUUGCCUGUGUUUGGGUUGUCUGCCAAACAAUAACAUAACUAAUACUGAUAUUACGUGUUUUCACAGGGAAGCACCAUCCCCAUCAACCAGGCCAGACCAAAUCGUAACCUCACCUUCACCAAGAAGGAGCCAAUAGGGUGAGAGAUGGAUGAGACUAAUAGGUUUAUCUCACCUUUUUUGUCACUGACUGGGCUUCUUGUGAUUGUUGGAUGAAAUAAGAUUCAACUUAAAGAUGGCAUUCACUUCAUUUUGAAAUCAUAAGCAGCCAAGUGUUGAGUCUAAGUAAGACCAUUUCUGUCUUCACAGAGUUUGUGCCAUCGUGAUUCCCUGGAAUUAUCCUCUGAUGAUGUUGGCCUGGAAGACGGCCGCCUGCCUGGCUGCUGGAAACACAGUGGUCCUCAAACCAGCGCAGGUAAACCUGAUGAUCUGAUUUACUGACCUAAUGAUUUGAGAGCUUGCACAUGUGGCUUUCAAGAUAACUAUCUUUUAUUUUUGCGAACUUUCAUCACAUUAUUGAAAACCUUGGACAAACAAACUCAAAUUAAUACCGUCAAUCUCUCCUCCUGCCUCUGACUGUACUCAACUUGUAGGGCUUAACAUGAGAGCACAGCAGGCAGCAAAAUAUUGUUCAGUUUUUAUUAUUGUAUGAUCAAGGGCAGCCAUAAUUGAAAUUGAAAUAGAAAUUAUGGCCUGUGGAGAUAAUUUAGUCUGAACAUGAUAUGCCCACAUUUUAUUUUGCUAAAAGUAAGUCAUUUCUUUCCAGGUUACUCCUCUGACAGCACUGAAGUUUGUAGAGUUGGCAGCCAGAGCAGGACUGCCUAAAGGAGUAGUCAAUAUUCUGCCUGGAUCAGGUAAGAUCUUCAUAAUUAUUACCUGUGGGACAUAAAAUGUGUUUCAUGGAAGUUAUGUUGAAAGAUCAUCAGGAGCAUCAGAAGCAGCUUGCCACACCAUGCAGAGUUACACAAGGACAGGUGCUGUUGAAACUGAAUAUUUUUAAACUCGUCGUUUCUCCUGUAGGUGCUCUGGUGGGUCAGCGUCUCUCCGACCAUCCUGAUGUCAGAAAACUGGGCUUCACAGGUUCUACUGAGAUUGGUAAACACAUCAUGAAGAGGUGAGUGAUUAUCCAUUUAUAUUACACUCUAAACAUACAUUCAAGAAAAUACACUAACCGGACACUUUAUAAGGGACACCUGUUCAAUUUGGCCUAAACAACAUGACAGCAUAGAUCCAUCCUGCCUUGUCUCAUCAGUUCAGGCUGCUGGUGGUCUAAUGGUAUGGGGGAUAUAACCUCGGCACACUUUGGGCUCCUUAGUACCAACUGAGCAUGGUUUAAACCCCACAGCCUCCCUGGGUCUUGUUGCUGACCAUGUCCAUCCCUUUAGGACCACAGUGUACCUAACUUCUGAUGGAUACUUUCAGCAGGAUGAUGCUCCAUGUCACUAAGCUCAGAUCACCUCAAACUGGUUUCUUGAACAUGACAAUGAGAUCUCUGUACUCCAGUGGACUCCAAAGUCCUAGAUCUCAGUCCAGUAGAGCCCUUUUGGGAUGUGGAGAUGCAGGAGAUCCACAUCAUGGAUGUGCAGCUGACAAAUCUGCAGCCCCUGUGUGAUGUUUUUAUGUUAAUACGGACAAAAAUCUCUGAGGAAGGUUUUAACAUUGAAAGGGUGCCAUGAAGAAUUAAGGGUCCAACUCUGUUCUAGCUCGGUGUACCUAAUAAAGUGGCUGCUGAUUGUAUAUUUUUGCUUAUCUUUGUGUUACUGUCGUCUAAACCCUCUACAGCUGCGCAGUCAGUAAUGUGAAGAAAGUGUCUCUGGAGCUUGGGGGUAAAUCUCCUCUCAUCAUCUUCAGUGACUGUGACAUGGACAAGGCUGUGCGCAUGGCAAGUUUAUUUUUUUAGGUCCUUUUUUAUUCAAAGAUUUUAGUGGCUGCAAAGAAAAAAAAACACAGAUUUGUCUUUGUGUUUCAGGGCAUGAGUUCAGUGUUUUUCAACAAGGGUGAGAACUGCAUCGCAGCUGGCAGACUGUUUGUGGAGGACACCAUCCAUGAUCAGUUUGUGAAAAGAGUGGUAUGUUUGAUAUAUUUUUGUCUUAAACUUCUGUACUGUAAGUAUGCUUUGUUUCACUUAUUCAGAUGAAUUUUCUCUCAGAUUGAGGAGGUGAAAAAGAUGAAGAUUGGUGAUCCACUUGACCGCUCCACAGACCACGGCCCUCAGAACCACAAGGCUCAUCUAGACAAGCUUGUGGAGUAUUGUGAGACUGGAGUCAAAGAGGGAGCCACUCUGGUCUGUGGUGGCAAACAGGUGCAGAGGCCAGGUAAGACUGCAGCAGUGGUCUAAUCCCUCUGUACAGUUCAUCUCUGACACGGUAGAAACCCUAUGACUCAUUCAAUUCAAGCCAAACAACUUUAUUCAUCCCAAAAUAGGGCAUGGAAAAACAAAAACAAAUACAAGACAACUCGUCAACCAAACAAUACACUAUGUCAUUGGUGACAACUCAGUGUGGCGACAGCAGUUAUGGACCAUAGUGCAACAAACCACAAGAGCAACAAGAAAAUGACAAUGAAUUAACAUUUCACAUGUCUAUUUGAAACAGGAACUAGUGUGUUCAUUUGUUCUCCUUGAGGGGGGUAAGGGGUCUGUCAGCUGAAUUUCGAUGAUCCUGGAGCAAACUUUGACAAUGCUGCCGAGACUAUUUUUCUCCUUUAUUGACAGUCCAUAAAACCAGCAAAUAACAGAAAAAGUAACGACUCUAAAUAUAGGAAUGAUAAAAACUACACCAAAUGCUAUUAGAAACAUUAAAAGUACUCAGCUUACAUAACAGGUUUAAUUUUUGCUUCCAGGUUUUUUCUUCGAGCCCACUGUGUUCACUGAUGUUCAAGACCACAUGUUCAUUGCCAUCGAGGAGUCAUUCGGUCCUGUCAUGAUCUUGUCCAAGUUCAAGGGCAGGUGAGGUUCGCUCAAGACAACAUCAUGCCACAAAAUGAUUCAGAUCCUUCCUGUUUGACUGUUUUAUUCUCACUCUCUUUUCUGCACCAUGUCUUUGUCUCAUAGUGAGGUCGAUGAUGUGCUAAGGAGGGCUAAUGCCACGGAGUACGGCCUGGCAUCAGGUGUUUUCACAAAAGACAUCAGCAAAGCUCUGUACGUCAGUGAAAAGCUAAACGCUGGUACAGUUUUUGUCAACACCUACAACAAGACGGAUGUGGCCUCGCCUUUUGGAGGCUUCAAGCAGUCUGGCUUUGGCAAAGACCUGGGUAAGAACAAAACAGCUACUGUUGGACUCUAUGAUUACCCUUCAGCAGCUAAAACGGUAAAUUUUGAUCAGGUUAACACACUAAGAAUAAUCACUUCGAAGACUGACUUCCAUUCAGGUCUCAUGAUUUUCUUAUUUAACCUCUAAAAGUCGAUGAAAUCCAGUUAAAAAAAAAAAAAACAGCAGUAUUCAGAAUUGCAGGGAACUUUGAUCAGUGAGUGAUGCAGACUGCAGCUGUAUGUGAGCCGCUGGUGUCCUCUGAUUCAGAAAGGUCCUGAAGUUUUAACCAAGUCCCACUCAUGACGGCAGUCAUCUUCUCUGUUCAUGGGUUUGAGGUUUACUCACCACCAAGAAAUGUGGGAUCUCUUCUGCUCUCCAGUUGUGCGGAUGUGCUCCAUCUUACACAAAAAAUGCAAGUGUAGAUUCUGUUGCAGGAUACAACCCAGUUACUAUAUCUUUGUUUGUGUCUCUAUUCCUUGAACAGGACAAGAAGCUCUCAAUGAAUACCUGAAGACAAAGGCGGUGACCAUCGAGUACUGAGUCUGAUCACAGGGAGGCGUUCGUCCAGAGGCAGUGAUGUCUGUGACACAGAAAGAUCAUUCCUUCACUGCUGCUGUUUCAUCGCUGACUGUAACACUGUAUGAACCCUAACACGAUAAUCCAUCACAUUCACGUGAUAUAAAUUUUCUCAUUAACAUACUUCUAAGCAAUGUUGUAAGUAGUCGAAGUUUGUUUGAGGUAACCCAAGAUAUUUUUGUAAUCAUCACUGAAUUUCUGAUAUGGCUUACAUUAGGUCAGAAAAUCCCACUGAAAUGUAACAUUUCUAAUAACACGUUUUGGUUAUUAAUAAAAACAACUGAACACCCGGUGCUGUGGACCUCUCUUUUUAGGCUGUGUGAUGCAACUCUGAAAAUUUGAGCACUUAUGUAUGACGCAUGUACUCAUACAGACAUGCUAGUCUACUGUCUAACACAAACAAAGUAACAGGAGCACAUUCCCAUCACGACCCUCUCCAUAAAUUAUGUCCUCUUUCCCUUUUUCACCCUGCUACUGUCUCAAGACAGACACCAUGUUAGUAAAUUUGUCAUUUCUGUAUUAAUAUCACAAACACAUGGCAUCACAUCCAUUCAUUUAUUAAAUUCAAAGCUUUGCGCACUAAA
Messenger RNA from Xyrichtys novacula (pearly razorfish), 25937 nucleotides. Lineage: Eukaryota; Metazoa; Chordata; Actinopteri; Labriformes; Labridae. The record is from the annotation of a GenBank genome assembly.